Molecule: messenger RNA, 917 nt
Organism: Durotheca rogersii
Lineage: Eukaryota; Fungi; Ascomycota; Sordariomycetes; Xylariales; Xylariaceae
Exons: 2
Coding region: 225-683 (152 amino acids)
Source: RefSeq, a predicted model, not a curated record
ACCCGGGAAAGUGUUAUCAAAUACAUUCCCACCACCGCUGCGUCCCGGCACAAACGCGCCACUUGCCCACCGAUAGACAAGUACCCUGGGCCGAGGGAACCAGGUACCGGUGCAUGUACUUAUACGUGCCGGCCUGUUAGUGCUGUGAGCGCGGUAGCGUUUUCGGGGCCGUGCAUCUCCAUUGGAUCAGCGUCGAGAUCCAUCCUAGCCAUCCUGGCCAUUCUAUGCGCAGUUCUCCAUACCUGAGUAGGUUACAAUUCCACCUCCAGCACCCCACACAUCCCAGUCGACUUGUACGAAGGGGCCAAGGGCAUUCAAACGACGGUGAACUGAGUCCAUACCUCGCCUUUCUCUUUUUUUUUUUUCCUUCCCUCUCUCUCCUUUCACUCGCCUUCCAUACGUACACCCUUCCUCCUUGCGGCCAGUCGUCCUUUCUCGAUAUAAACAAAAACACCUGCCACGGCUCGACACGUUGUAUUGCUCGUUUGCCUCAUAUCCCCUACUAUAUGAUACGCUAUCGCCGAUGGCCAGGCCUUGAUCAACAAUACUGGUCCCUCCACGUCGACUUGACUCUCAUCCCGAAUAUCAGACGCAUACCGAGAGUAGCAGUACAUCGUCCGUCCUCCUCCACGUCUGCCGUUGGUAGCCAAUAUGUCGGCCCAGGACGAGGCGCACUCGUCUGACGCUCCUCCCCGGGUUAAUGGGACUCACUCGCCUGCUCCUUCGGACAAGGACGCAGAUACCUUUGAAGAUGCUCUCGACACCGGGUCUGUGAGGUCCCUGACGAAUCGCAGCAAGCUCUCGCCGAGGUCUAGUAGUGGGAUUACGGACGAGGUCUCGGAGCCCCCCGAGAGCCCACCCCCAGAGCCCCAGGCAAAGACGAAUGGGGACACGGUGGAAGUAAAGGAGAACGGCGA